AUGGCCACGAUUGGAACGCAUACGAUGACAGUUGCGACUGUGGCGCAAGUGACUCAGAUGAAAGCAAUGAAGGUAAAAACUAGGUCUCAUGAAGAAAAUAGCAACAGUAGAACAGACGACUUUGAAGAUAAACAUGAUGAAUUCUGCAGAUCGCGUAGCGGAUACGAUGGGACAAUACUUCACUGGGAUCAGAUUGAGUGGCUCGAUCACACCCGGAUGGUAUUUGCCCAUCUGCCAGUUUUUGAUGACCCGGACCCAGAAGACCCCAGCAUGAUCUCAUGUCCUGGAUAUGCUCCUGAGGCUGGUGAUGUUUUCCUCGAGCUGGCACCGGAAGGGACCAACGAGCUGAUUCACAGCGGACAGGCAUAUCUGGUUCAUGACGCAUGCCUCGAUAUAUUGAGAAUAGCCCACAAAAAAACAGUUUCGCGUAAAAGACCAUUCAGUAUUCGUGAAUUCUCCUUUGAGAUGAGCUCGCGAGUGAGAGACUUCGAAGAGCCGGUUAUUAGGUGGGGUGAUGAUGGCAACUAUGGCGGCACCGGGAGAUUUCAAGAUCAGGAAUGGGAUCCACGACCAGGAUUCGAGUGGCUUGUGGCAGACCCUUUUCCAGAUUUUGAUUUUGCGUCUCUAAUAUCCGCAUCGUCAAGGAAUCAAACCACAACAACACUCAAUUUACACAGCAAGCAGCAGUCUCUGUCAGGGCCAAAUGUUUAUACAGAUGGAUUCCAGUGUCUUCCUCAUGAUAUUCGGUUGAUCAUACUGGAUUUUCUUCCAUCUCCAUCUGCAAUGAACUUAUUUAUAGCCAGCCCAUCGUUCAGAUACACGGGGCAGAAUGUGACGGGCAGCUUCUGGAAGUCUCGAAUCUUCCUUGACAUGCCCUGGUACGAAGAAGAUACACUACGGAAUCAAAUAAAGCAGGAAAAGAAGAGUGUCCAAUACAGUCACCUCUUCCAUCUGCUGAAGCACGUAUCAGCUUUGCCUGGUCGUAACGAUGGAGCCACAGACUAUUUGCAGAUUAAGAAUCGACAUCGAAUCUGGCUCAACUGCCAACGCAUAUUAGGUGCCAUUGAGAGACGUUUUGCACAGACCCGAAAGGAGUCUGGACGUGUGCGUACUCAGAUGAAGAAUCUGGCAAAAUAUCGACUUGCGCCUAUUUCCAGGGAAACGAGCAUUGUGCCUGAGGCCUUCUCGGACGUCUAUUUUAUCCCUAGUGUUGAUAGACCAGAGGAGCUUCAUACGAUAACAGCUCACUUUGGAAUUGACGGGUGUAUUAUUGGAAUUGAGUUCGCUUUGUAUGGCGAAGAAUCGAGCCGACUGUUCGGAAAUAGGAGCACCUCGACCGAAAGCGUUACGAUCAACCCUGAAACCGUGAUAACCGGAUUUUUGAUAUCACAAGGCCCAUUUCAAUCUGACAAAGAAAAGUACUGUUCGAUAUAUGGAUUGGGCAUUCUUACUCAAGACAGCCCGAAGGAGCCUAAACACAGACUGGGUAAAUGGACCGACCUGGACUUGGUGCAAAUAAUUCGCGCCGUAGAUGGGAUGCAAGUCGUUGGCAUCACAGGUGAAUAUAAUCGCGAAAAUAUAACGACUUUUGGCAUCAUGUUCACACAUCUACACAGCAUGGUUUACCAAAUAGGCGCCAAUCCCUAUUACCAUACUCGGUGGAUUGGCCGCUAUCCUCCCCCAGAAUACAGCCUUGGCAAUAGGUUGGGUGAUCUAUCUGUGAGAUUUCAUGGCCAAGGUCCUUUGCGUGUGGGUGCUCCGGUAUUCUUUCUCGACUUCGCAGAACGACAGAUCACUUCCAUCCAGGCACAUUACUUUUCAGAGUCCCUGGCAGCAACAGGACCGAAAGAAUUCAGUGGAUUUACGAUUAACUUCACCGAUGGUUCAAAAGAAGUGGCCGGAGUUGAAAACGGUGAGCAGGAUCAUCAUGAAUGCAGCAAUCAUACCAUCGACUUUCAAACAGACGAACAGGAAAGAAUUAAGAUGAUGAACCUCCUGUUCGGCAGUGAUGAAUCUCAAAAUUACACAUCGAAGCUUCACGCGGUUCAGUUCCGGACAAGUCUAGGUCGAAUGUUGACUCUCGGGCAUAUUGAAGUAUUUGGUACAGAGAACUACAGGCAUUUGAGCCACGGGGACUGGAUAAGAGGAAAUGUGGUAUCCGGAUUGCAGAUUGGGUGGAAAAAUGUGGUUACGAGUAUGGGACUUGUCUUUUCAAAGCCUAGACCAGUGGACACCAGGAGGGACAUAUGGGUUUGAGGGUAUAGGCAGGAUCCCAGUUAGGCCACUUGGAUUUCCAGCUAGUAGCCUUUUCGACGUGCAGUCCGUUACCCAGCACAGCAUAUCCUGUCCCGAGAAAAUAUAAGACAGAAAAGAACAGUCCCUUCCCGCCCUUCGUAGACUCCGCUCCUCUGUGUCUCCACUCUCCCCGGGCUCCGCUCUCCGCUCGCUCAUUCCCGCUUCCGUUUUCCGCCCC
Aspergillus wentii DTO 134E9 is the source of this 2473-nucleotide messenger RNA. RefSeq lists its product as uncharacterized. Gene Ontology annotation, molecular function: protein binding. The record is from RefSeq and is a predicted model, not a curated record. The transcript has 7 exons. NCBI's taxonomy places the organism in Eukaryota, Fungi, Ascomycota, Eurotiomycetes, Eurotiales, Aspergillaceae. Bases 1 to 2256 code for a protein of 751 amino acids.